AUGUUACGUGACAUCAAUGUUGGUGUCUUUGCUUACAAUAAUGUCAAAAAGACUUCGAUUAUAUAUCUAACACUUGCUGUGGUGUCGAAGGGCUCUCGUUAUAUACGGAUCUUGCAAAAAAGUCAACACGAUCCCAUCUCGACAAAAGAUUUGCAGGUAAACCCUGGGGCGUUAGUAUCCCAGCAUCCUUUUUGUCUAACCAGGAAAGUCGCCUUUCGUGUUGAACUUCCAGGCGAGUCUGGUGAUCCCCUUGCAACAAAAGAGGCGCGUAAAACAAAACUUAAAGUUGGCAAAAAGAAAUUAUCAGCCACCAACUUGACAAAUGUCUCAUUUAAAUCACAAACAAUUAUUCUGCCUAAUCAAAGCAUUACAGAGGAUAAAUCAAAUGAAUUGACUAAUUCGCGGAGAUUAACUCUAAAUGAUUUAUUGAUUCAAUUAAAACAUUAUAGCCCUGGAUCACGAAAGGAUGCUAUACAGGGUCUCGUUGAUUAUUUUCAUCGGUAUCCUUCUAUACUUCCAAGAUCAUUAAGUAACGUGAUAAAUGCUACCGUUCGUCUUCUCAUUGAUGAAGAUAAGUGUGUAAGAAAAUCACUAUUUGCUUUUUUUCAAGAGUUUUUACCGACUCUGAAUAAGAUGGAUUUGAUACCAUUUCUUCCGCUUCUUAUUAUAUAUACGUGUUCUGGGAUGACUCAUAUCUAUGAAGAUAUAAAAAUUGAUGCCCUUAAAUUUAUGGAUAUCUGGUUAUCAAUUGCGCCAGAAGUAGUAGUGAAUGGCUUUUGGGAUAAGGUUCUCCCGAACUACAUUAGUUUUUUGACAUCCAAUCCAAAUGCAACAGAAUUUUCAAAUUCAUCCUUUUCAGCAAAUUCAUCACGAAAUGAUAUGUCAUCCCAGGAAGUGAAAAUUGACGCGCUUAAAGGUUUUCAAGUUUUUUUGGAAGCAGGAAUGCUAAAUGGCGUCAAUUCUUACUGGUAUUUUAUGAAUUUCUUGUCAACUGGGAAUACUUUACGAUCUCUUAAUCAACAGAAAAAUGAAUCAGAAACUAUUGUAAAUUGGGAUGAGCGACAUGGACAGGUCUUUUUGUCACCAUCUCAUCCGCUUAUCGGAUCGCUUUUACCGAAUAUGUGCGCAAGUUCCGAGUCAAAUAUUUCAAAACAACUUAAUUUAUUCGACGCAUCUGAUUCUACAUCGACAAGAGACAAAAAAAGUGAUCGAAUAAAUUUGAAUUCAACAAGCGAUUCCAGUUAUAGAAAUUCCGACAAUACAUCUGUUAUAGGUCGAUUGUCAGGAGCUAAGAGACUCUUGGAUUAUAUACAUCCACUGCUUCUUUCCAUGUGGCUUGAUGCUGCACCCUCAGUUUUUGCAUCAUUUAAUUUCAGCAUUCAUGAUACCUCUGCUCUUCGCAUCCUUUAUCUUAUAUUGAAUAUUAUGAAAAUUUUGUGGAGAACAGUUUUACUUUCCCCUGCCGAGGAAAUCAAAGAAUUUAUCAUGCCAUAUUGGAAUCAGCUGUUCAAAUAUUUGGCUGUCUAUUUUCCUUUUGGCUGGGAAAGCAAUAUGCAUGAUAAUAAGAUUGAGUCAAUUCUUUCGGAAAUGAAUAUCAUCUUUAGUGAAAUGGUUUCAUCAUACAUACUUAUAAUUAGUGAAAACAAACUCACAAAUCAACAUGGGUUACCUUCUUAUCGUCACAAAUCUGAUCACAAAGGGAUCCAACAUUCCGAGUCAAAAUUAGCGGCUUCACAUCUCAAUAGUAUAGAUCAAGUAGUAAAAUAUGUAUUACAUAUUCUUAGAUACCCGAGAAACAAUAAUGACACUAAAAUAAUACCAAGUGCAACAAUCAAUAUCAAGCCCGAGCUUUUCUCAUCAUUAUUUCCUACUAUCAUGUGUUUGCUUAAUUGUAUUGACCAAGACCAGCAGUUGAUUGUGUGUCAGGCAUUCAUUGAUUAUUCGAAGCGAUGCCAUUCUCAAUCCACCACAAAGAGAACCUGUAUUGAAUUCAUUGCUGAUAUUUUCGAGUUACAAAGCCAUCCACUAUAUACCGGUAAUUUCAAAAUCCAAUCCAACAAUGCUUUAUCUUCAUUAAUACAAACAUGGCUAUUGAGUUUACCAAAAAUAUUGUGGGAACUUAAAUUAAAUAAUCUUGAAACAAGUAAAAAAAUUCUACAAGUAAUGUGCGAUAUCGUUAAACGAGGAUUAAUUGGUCCAUUUGAUGCAAAGAUAUAUGAUCAAAUUCAGAUAACUCUGGUACCUUUUCUUCUUGUGCAUCUGCCAAAUAAAGGUGAAUGA
Molecule: messenger RNA, 2280 nt
Organism: Ambispora gerdemannii
Lineage: Eukaryota; Fungi; Glomeromycota; Glomeromycetes; Archaeosporales; Ambisporaceae
Source: the annotation of a GenBank genome assembly